This is a messenger RNA of Diabrotica balteata, 546 nucleotides long. NCBI's taxonomy places the organism in Eukaryota, Metazoa, Arthropoda, Insecta, Coleoptera, Chrysomelidae. The record is from the annotation of a GenBank genome assembly.
CUGCCAUCUGUCACCAACACAAUGUUAAAUGUUAAGGUUAUGAUAAACUUUAAAAUCUAAGAUAUGAAUAAACUAUUUAAAAUAUAAAUGAAACUAGUUAAAGGAAAUUUUAAAGUAAAUAAAAUUGUACAAAAAAAUGGAUAGCAAUUUUGCUUUACAUAACUUCAAAGACUUCUUGCUGCUGUAUAACACGAUGAGUGAAUUGUGCUUUAAAAGAUGCAUCGAUAAUGUUAAUUCAAUAAAACCCGACGAAGGAGAAAUAGCUUGUGUCGAAGACUGUGCCACGAAAUUUAUUAAAAUGAAUAAUAAGAUUAUGCAGAGUUUUAUUGUUGCUCAAACUGAAAUUACCAAUAAACAAAGAGCAGAAGCUGAGAAAAAACAAUUGCAAGAGCAACAAGCAGAAAAUAGUCAAGUGACAUAAGUGUAUUGUAGAUUAAAGAGUGGGGGUUAUCCGAAACUGUAGAAUUUGAUAACAAAUUGAAUUAUUAGUUAUUCCAGUUUAUUUAGCAUUGUACAAAUAUUUUUAAUUAAAAAUGGUUGUUGUUA